AUGAGGGCUUUACUGCUACUCCUUGGCCUCGCAGCGGCGCCCCACAAACCCCGCCGCGAGCGCGACCUCCCCGGCACCUUUGUGCGUUUCGCCGACCUCGAGCAAUGUCCGCGCCUCGUGCCCCGCGCCACCCCGGCGCGUGUCGACGAUGUCCGCCCAGACGACUUCUCCGUCGUCAUGGCCCUCGGCGACUCGAUCAGCGCGGCGCUGCUCGCCCGCGGGGGGUGGGAGCCGCAGGCGCGCGAAGAGCCCCAAGAUCACUCCACACACUCACUCUCACAAGAAGCCCAGAAAGCAUUUGAGCACCCACCCGCUUCCACAGCCCUCGCACCCGCCCCGGGCGUACCCGAAAUUCUCGAGUGGCGCGGGCUCUCGUACGCCGCGGGUGGGGACCGCGGCGCUCUCACCCUCCCCAACCUGCUCUCGCACUACACCCGCGUCGUCGGUAUGAGCUACGGGCGCCAUCCGGCGAUCUGCGUCGGCGGUGAGAGCGACGACUGCCACCCUCCUAGUGACGGGCUGAACGGCGCCGUGAGCGGGAGUAUCGCCACUAGCCUCCUUGGCCAGGCGCAAGAACUGAUGCCGCGGUACAAGGCGCUCAGCACCAGCUCUCGGAAGGGCUGGACGUAUGUCAACCUCGCCAUCGGGGCGAAUGAUAUCUGCGCCUUCUGUCUCUCUUGCCCCGGCACACCCGACGAGUUCGCGGAAGGCAUCUCCGCCGCCGUCGAGGUCCUGCGGCAGCAUAUCCCCCGCUUGAUCGUCAACAUCGUCGGCCUCUUCCGCGUCAGCGCAGUGUACAAGCUCACGCUCCACGACCCUUACUGCCAAGGGCCGUACCACCCGCCCAUCCCCCACCUGCCCUUGGAGUGCUCGUGCGCGACCCUCCCCGGCCCGGUCGGCGACUACUCCCGCCACCGGAUGGACGAGCUGGGCGCCGCGUACGAUGCCGCCGUACGUGACCUCGUGCGCCGGUGGGACGCCGAGCGCAACAGCUCAUUCGCGGCGAUCUGGCAGCCCGGCACCGCGCUCGACCUCGAGCACUACCCUAUCGAAGCCGUGUCGCCCAUCGACUGCUUCCACCCCUCGGAGGACGCGCACCAGCGGCUCGCGGCAGGCAUAUGGAACCGCCUCGUUCUUCCCCAGGCAUACAAAUCCUUCCCCUUCGCCUGGGAAGACGACGUGUGGGUGCGAUGCUUGGAGGCAGACGAUCGCGUGCAAGUACGGCAGGCGUUGUAA
Messenger RNA from Cutaneotrichosporon oleaginosum, 1236 nucleotides. The record is from RefSeq and is a predicted model, not a curated record. Lineage: Eukaryota; Fungi; Basidiomycota; Tremellomycetes; Trichosporonales; Trichosporonaceae.